Pelobates cultripes (western spadefoot toad) is the source of this 582-nucleotide messenger RNA. Lineage: Eukaryota; Metazoa; Chordata; Amphibia; Anura; Pelobatidae. The record is from the annotation of a GenBank genome assembly.
AUGAAACCCCACUAUACCCCUUGUAAAUAUGGUAAUAAACAAAGAAAUUUGGCAUCACCAAAUAGACAUAGGGAAAAAGCUGUUUAUAGAGAGAAUCACAGGGCGACAUAUUACCCGUAUGGUCAAAGAGAAGAAGAUAGGAAAAAUAGAUACACAUCCCGAGUAUUGCCCCAUAGAGAGAAACCAAAAUAUGAGCAUUAUCAGAAUAAAUGGGGGGAUAAUGGAACAUAUGAUAGGAGAAAUGUAGAAAAAUAUAAUGACACAUAUGAGUACAGAAGAAAGAGAGAGGAUUAUAGACCCCACAAUCAAGAUAGCACAUACAAUAGAGAGCGAAGGGAAUAUAGAAAAGUAAGAGACGGACAACCCCCAUUGAGACAGGAAUCCCCAAGAAAGUGGAACCGGUAUCAGGUCCUGGAAGGACAAGAACCGGAACAGGAUUUUUGGAGGAGCCGUCAGAUAGAGAGACACAAGAGAGAACAGGGAGUAGACCAAGUAACAUACCUAAAAAGACGAAGAGAUUCAUCACCAGAGGAAGGAGAGGAGGUAAAGCAAUCAAAAAAAGACAGGAGAGAAAGGAAAUAG